GAUCAAGAGUCAAUAUCAACAUCCCGACGCAGCUUAGGGCGCGCAGCCAUUGGGGCACUUCGGUUGGCUUGCUGGUAAUUUCUCCAAAUGACACCCUUCGCUCAACUGUAAUCGGGUCCUUAUCAUUCGCUUGUGGCUCGGCGCCGUAAAGUAAUAGCUGCCCCACCUGAAUACAUCAUACCUCAACGACGCAAAACCUCCAAGCUUUCGGACCACAAUGCAAUCCGCAACUCAAAUUUCGGCGUCCUCUACCAUAGUAAUCUGUCUGAUCCUGCUUCUUGCACUCUUCCCAAACCUGUUUCACUUGAUUUGGUCGGCACCACUUGCUCUCAUCUUCGGAAACUAUCCCUCUGAAACGGACACUUUCAACAGCAUGACUUGGACACAGAAGCAAUUUACCCUGCAGCCCAAGUCGAGGGGCUCCUAUCUCAUCACAGAUCAGGUCGUCCAGGCUCUCCCUGAAAUCAGAAACUACAAAGUCGGCCUUCUGAACCUGUUCAUCCAGCACACAAGCUGUGCCUUGAGUUUGAAUGAGAACUUCGACAGCGAUGUUCGCGAGGACAUGAGCGACGCCCUCGACCGCAUCGCUCCCGAAGAGGGUCCCAAAGGCGAAGCGCUCUACCGCCAUGACGCGGAAGGUCUCGAUGACAUGCCUGCUCACAUCAAAUCUGCCCUCGUUGGAGCUAGUGUCACGAUUCCCAUCAAGGACGGAAAGCUGGCGACAGGAACUUGGCAAGGUAUUUGGUAUCUCGAGUUCAGAGCUUCGAAGCAUUCGCGCCGCGUGAUGGCCACCAUUCAGGGUGAAAAGUCCUAAGGUCGCUCACGACCUUGAUGGAGAAAACAGUCGAAUAAAGAACACCGCAUGAUCUCCAACCGAUGCAAUGCGCAGCCUACGUGAACGCCUAACGCCAAUGCCAAAUAUCAAUAUGCUAUCCGCCGUUCAUGACUCCGCCUCGUUUUCGUCCUUCGUUUCCUUCAUGUCGGUGUCGUCCCCUGCG
Messenger RNA from Emericellopsis atlantica, 998 nucleotides. RefSeq lists its product as uncharacterized. Bases 218 to 814 code for a protein of 198 amino acids. The record is from RefSeq and is a predicted model, not a curated record. NCBI's taxonomy places the organism in Eukaryota, Fungi, Ascomycota, Sordariomycetes, Hypocreales, Bionectriaceae. The transcript is spliced from 5 exons.